CCCGCCGCCGGAAGCGGAAAUAGCACCGGGCGCCGCCACAGUAGCUGUAACUGCCACCGCGAUGCCGAAGGCGCCCAAGCAGCAGCCGCCGGAGCCCCAGUGGAUCGGGGACGGAGAGAGCACGAGCCCAUCAGACAAAGUGGUGAAGAAAGGGAAGAAGGACAAGAAGAUCAAAAAAACGUUCUUUGAAGAGCUGGCAGUAGAAGAUAAACAGGCUGGGGAAGAAGAGAAAGUGCUCAAGGAGAAGGAGCAGCAGCAGCAGCAGCAGCAGCAACAGCAACAGCAGCAGCAAAAAAAGAAGCGAGAUACCCGAAAAGGCAGGCGGAAGAAGGAUGUGGAUGAUGAUGGAGAAGAGAAAGAGCUCAUGGAGCGUCUUAAGAAGCUCUCAGUGCCAGCCAGUGAUGAGGAGGAUGAAGUACCUGCCCCAAAACCCCGCGGAGGGAAGAAAACCAAGGGUGGUAAUGUUUUUGCAGCCCUGAUUCAGGAUCAGAGUGAGGAAGAGGAGGAGGAAGAAAAACAUCCUCCUAAGCCUGCCAAGCCAGAGAAGAAUCGGAUCAAUAAGGCCGUAUCUGAGGAACAGCAGCCUGCACUCAAGGGCAAAAAGGGAAAGGAAGAGAAGUCAAAAGGGAAGGCUAAGCCUCAAAAUAAAUUCGCUGCUCUAGACAAUGAAGAGGAGGAUAAAGAAGAAGAAAUAAUAAAGGAAAAGGAGCCUCCCAAACAAGGGAAGAAGAAGGCAGAGCAGGGUUCAGAGGAAGAAGGAGAAGGGGCAGAAGAGGAGGAGGAAGGAGGAGAGUCUAAGGCAGAUGAUCCCUAUGCUCACCUUAGCAAAAAGGAGAAGAAAAAGCUGAAAAAACAGAUGGAGUAUGAGCGCCAAGUGGCUUCAUUAAAAGCAGCCAAUGCAGCUGAAAAUGACUUCUCCGUGUCCCAGGCAGAGAUGUCCUCCCGCCAAGCCAUGUUAGAAAAUGCAUCUGACAUCAAGCUGGAGAAGUUCAGCAUCUCCGCUCAUGGCAAGGAGCUGUUCGUCAACGCAGACCUGUACAUUGUAGCCGGCCGCCGCUACGGGCUGGUGGGGCCCAAUGGCAAGGGCAAGACCACGCUCCUCAAGCACAUUGCCAACCGAGCCCUGAGCAUCCCUCCCAACAUUGAUGUGUUGCUGUGUGAGCAGGAGGUGGUAGCAGAUGAGACACCAGCAGUCCAGGCUGUUCUUCGAGCUGACACCAAGCGAUUGAAGCUGCUGGAAGAGGAGCGGCGGCUUCAGGGACAGCUGGAACAAGGGGAUGACACAGCUGCUGAGAGGCUAGAGAAGGUGUAUGAAGAAUUGCGGGCCACUGGGGCGGCAGCUGCAGAAGCCAAAGCACGGCGGAUCCUGGCUGGCCUGGGCUUUGACCCUGAAAUGCAGAAUCGACCCACACAGAAGUUCUCAGGGGGCUGGCGCAUGCGUGUCUCCCUGGCUAGGGCACUGUUCAUGGAGCCCACACUGCUGAUGCUGGAUGAGCCCACCAACCACCUGGACCUCAACGCUGUCAUCUGGCUCAAUAACUACCUCCAGGGCUGGCGGAAGACCUUGCUGAUCGUCUCCCAUGACCAGGGCUUCUUGGAUGAUGUCUGCACUGAUAUCAUCCACCUCGAUGCCCAGCGGCUCCACUACUAUAGGGGCAAUUACAUGACCUUCAAAAAGAUGUACCAGCAGAAGCAGAAAGAACUGCUGAAACAGUAUGAGAAGCAAGAGAAAAAGCUGAAGGAGCUGAAGGCAGGCGGGAAGUCCACCAAGCAGGCGGAAAAACAAACGAAGGAAGCCCUGACUCGGAAGCAGCAGAAAUGCCGACGGAAAAACCAAGAUGAGGAAUCCCAGGAGGCCCCUGAGCUCCUGAAGCGCCCUAAGGAGUACACUGUGCGCUUCACUUUUCCAGACCCCCCACCACUCAGCCCUCCCGUGCUGGGUCUGCAUGGUGUGACAUUCGGCUACGAGGGACAGAAACCACUCUUUAAGAACUUGGAUUUUGGCAUCGACAUGGAUUCAAGGAUUUGCAUUGUGGGCCCUAAUGGUGUAGGGAAGAGUACACUACUCCUGCUGCUGACUGGCAAGCUGACACCGACCCACGGGGAAAUGAGAAAGAACCACCGGCUGAAAAUUGGCUUCUUCAACCAGCAGUAUGCAGAGCAGCUGCGCAUGGAGGAGACGCCCACUGAGUACCUGCAGCGGGGCUUCAACCUGCCCUACCAGGAUGCCCGCAAGUGCCUGGGCCGCUUCGGCCUGGAGAGUCACGCCCACACCAUCCAGAUCUGCAAACUCUCUGGUGGUCAGAAGGCGCGAGUUGUGUUUGCUGAGCUGGCCUGUCGGGAACCCGAUGUCCUCAUCUUGGAUGAGCCAACCAAUAACCUGGACAUAGAAUCUAUUGAUGCUCUGGGGGAGGCCAUCAAUGAAUACAAGGGUGCUGUGAUCGUUGUCAGCCAUGAUGCCCGACUCAUCACAGAAACCAAUUGCCAGCUGUGGGUGGUGGAGGAGCAGAGUGUUAGCCAAAUCGAUGGUGACUUUGAAGACUACAAGCGGGAGGUGUUGGAGGCCCUGGGUGAAGUCAUGGUCAGCCGGCCCCGAGAGUGAGCUUUCCUUCCCAGAAAUCUCCUGAGAGACAUACUUGCGUGGCCUAGAAGUCCCCUGUGGUCUCCCCUUCUCCUCUGAAGACUGCCUCUGGCCUGCAGCUGACCUGGCAACCACUCAGGCACAUGAAGGUGGAGUGUGACCUUGAUGUGACCAGGAUCCAUUUCUCUGAAAGACUUGUUUGUUUUGCUUUUCUUCAUAUAACUGAGCUGGCCUUAUCCUUGGCACCCCCUAAACAAACAAGAGGUGACCACCUUAUUGUGAGGUUCCAUCCAGCCAAGUUUAUGUGGCCUAUUGUCUCAAGACUCUCAUCACUCAGAAGCCUGCCUCUGGUUUACGCUAUAGCUUCACCCCAGCUGCCCCCUGGUCUUUGGGUGGUGCUGUUCUUUUCUGGUGGAUUUAAUGCUGACUCACUGGUACAAACAGCUGUUGAAGCUCAGAGCUGGAGGUGAGCUUCUGAGGCCUUUGCCAUUAUCCAGCCCAAGAUUUGGUGCCUGCAGCCUCUUGUCUGGUUGAGGACUUGGGGCAGGAAAGGAAUGCUGCUGAACUUGAAUUUCCCUUUACAAGGGGAAGAAAUAAAGGAAAGGAGUUGCUGCCGACCUGUCACUGUUUGGAGAUUGAUGGGAGUUGGAACUGUUCUCAGUCUUGAUUUGCUUUAUUCAGUUUUCUAGCAGCUUUUAAUAGUCCCCUCUUCCCCACUAAAUGGAUCUUGUUUGCA
This is a messenger RNA of Nomascus leucogenys (northern white-cheeked gibbon), 3317 nucleotides long. RefSeq names its product ATP binding cassette subfamily F member 1 (gene ABCF1). Lineage: Eukaryota; Metazoa; Chordata; Mammalia; Primates; Hylobatidae. Gene Ontology annotation, molecular function: ATP binding; ATP hydrolysis activity. The record is from RefSeq and is a predicted model, not a curated record.